Molecule: messenger RNA, 528 nt
Organism: Nelumbo nucifera (sacred lotus)
Lineage: Eukaryota; Viridiplantae; Streptophyta; Magnoliopsida; Proteales; Nelumbonaceae
Source: RefSeq, a predicted model, not a curated record
AGAUUCUCUCAUUCGGUAGUCAUUCUAAUUAGGGUUGUUUUUUUUAAUUAAACAUUGAAUUAGUGCUUAAUUUUUCAGCACAACAACAACCAACCAGCUGAAUUUUUUUAGAAGGAAAACAUGGAUUCGCAAGUGAAGCUAGCAAUUGUGGUUAAGGUGAUGGGUCGAACCGGAUCGAGAGGGCAGGUGACACAAGUCAGAGUCAAGUUUCUGGACGAUCAGAACCGUCUCAUCAUGAGGAAUGUCAAGGGACCUGUCCGCAAGGGACCUGUCCGUGAGGGUGACAUUCUCACCCUGCUUGAAUCAGAAAGAGAAGCCAGGCGGCUGCGUUGAUGCCAUCUUGUUUUUCUAAUUUCUUGAGACUGAAUCUAGGUAAAGAGGGAAUAAAUUAGGGUUAUUUAUUUAUUUUUUGCUUUGAGCUUUGAAUCAUGUAAUUUAGGGUUUUAGCCUUUAGGCCUCAGUUUUGUUUUGAUAAAGUAGUUUGUGAAGAAGGAUUCAGCUCUGAUAAAUACUUCAAGUUUACUUCUC